Messenger RNA from Fimicolochytrium jonesii, 1789 nucleotides. Its product is annotated as fatty acid desaturase-domain-containing protein. Bases 311 to 1573 code for a protein of 420 amino acids. The record is from RefSeq and is a predicted model, not a curated record. Lineage: Eukaryota; Fungi; Chytridiomycota; Chytridiomycetes; Spizellomycetales; Powellomycetaceae. The transcript has 2 exons. Gene Ontology annotation, molecular function: sphingolipid delta-4 desaturase activity. Gene Ontology annotation, biological process: ceramide biosynthetic process.
GACGAGGCUGUGAGCGCGUUCGCAUUCGCAUUCAAAUCAAGAGGGGAAGAUUGAGAUGAGCCGCCACAACUGCCCAUCGGACAGAACAGGCAAAAAGCGGCCAAAAAGCGGCCCAACAACACAAAGCGUCUUGCGCAUUUUGGCACAAUCCUUCCUUCCCACCCACUCUCAACGCUGGACUCACUGCGCUAGUGUACGUAGUAGCGGCUGGAGUAUCCUACGAGAAGCACCAACGCUCUUCUCCACAGCCGUUCUGCUGAUCGGCACUUAGCGAGUUCCGAGCAUUGAGGCGUUUCCUCAACACCCCAAAAUGCUGACCGCAACACCAGACUCGGCCGGCGCCCCCUCCUCCCCGGCAGUUGAGCCCGUCUCCACCACCGGCCUGUACAAGCGUCCAGCAGCAAAUGCCGUCUCGGCCCCUGAGGUGUCCACCAAAUCAGCCUCCGUCGCCACCACCGCAUCAGCCGCAGAACCCGACCGCCGUCACCCACUCUACCUCGGCGACUGGCAACGCUCCAUCCCGCACGUCCACACCGAAAUCGCAAAAGACGACCUCGACGAACCCCACAUCAAACGCAAACACGCCAUCCUCGAAGCCCACCCCGAAAUCCAACACCUCUACGGCUACGAAUGGUCCACAAAGUACAUCACCGUCUUCGCCGCCGCAUUCCAGGUUGCCCUCGCCUACUAUUUCGGUAAAAUCGACACCGAGUCCGUGUGGAAAUUCCUGUUUGUCGUCUAUGUCGUCGGCGGAUCCAUGACGCAGGUGUAUGGAGUAAUCAUCCACGACGCCUGCCACGGGCUCUGCGGGAAGAGCCAGGCGCUGAACAGAGCCGUUGGGUUCAUCGCCAACAUCGGCAUCCCGUUCCCGAUCUUCAGCUCGUUCCGCAGGUACCAUCUCGAACACCACGCCUUCCAGGGCGUCGUCGGGCGUGACCCCGACCUCCCCCUCGAUUUCGAAGUCAAGCUGAUCAAAUCGAACCCACUGGCCAAAUUCGUCUUUUUGUUCUUUUACCCGCUCAUGUACGUCGUCCGCGGCGCCGCGAUGCAAAAGACCCCCUCCAAAUGGGAGAUCUACAACGUCAUCUUUACGAUCUGCACCGACGCCCUCGUCGUCAAAUUCUGUGGAUGGAGGGGCUUCCUGUACCUGUUCCUCUCGCUGUGGUUCGGAUACGGCAUCCACCCCGCCGCCGCGCAUUUCAUCCAGGAACAUUUCACGUUCGAUGAUGGGCAGGAAACGUACUCGUACUAUGGGAUCUUGAACUGGCCGUUUAUGAAUAUUGGGUACCAUAACGAGCAUCACGAUUUCACCAAGGUCCCAUGGCGCCGCCUCCCAACAAUAAAAUCCCUCGCCCCCGAAUUCUACGAUACCCUCGCCUACCACUCCUCCUGGGUGAUGGUCCUCGUGCGAUUCAUCUUUGACCGGCAGAUCGGCCCGCAGUCGCGUGUGGGCAGGAACUACGAGGACCAUAAGAAGGGCCGAAGGAUGGUUGUCGAGAGGAAUGGGAGGACUGCGAGGGAGGUUGAGAAGACCGGGGAGGUGGGGUGGGAGAGGAGGGUGGAUUGUGAGUAGGCGGAUUGAGAGCGCCGGGAGGCGCUGGAAGACGAGCGUUGGUCAAGGUCUCGGAGUCGUUUGAGCAGUUAAUUAGGAUCCUCGCGUUGAGACUCGUCACCGCUAGCGGAACGAUAAACAACCCCCUUCGUCUGCUAUGCGAGGGUGUCUGUGUUGAUGCGGCAUGGUAUACAUCCCUUACGUACAAAUACAUAUUUAUUCACCUGGCGCCGUGCG